AGCAUACACUGAUCUACCAACUUCAAGAGAAGACCAAUGACCACUGAGCUGUGGAAUAAUACCCCAGCUAUGAGCAGUCUGGAGGACAGCACGAGACUGAAAAUGGACAGAAAGUUAUUAAAGCCUCAGGUGGAGCGAAGGAGGCGCGAGAGGAUGAACAAGAGUCUGGAGAGUCUGAGAACUUUACUCCUGCAGAGCCCUGAGGCAUUAUCCCAGAGGCGAGUGGAGAAAGCUGAGAUCCUGGAGCACACGGUUCUGUUCCUGCAGAACUCCACGACCCAAACCAAGCAGAACCAAGACUGGGACGAGACUUCGGAGCGGCGGCAGUUCAUGGACGGGUUCUCGGCGUGUCUUCAGCAGGCCGCGCUCUUCCUGCAGACGGAGGGCGAGGCUCGGGGGCUACAGGCCUCAUUAUCAGCGAGCCUGUGCCAACGAUUGAGCCACCCGCACCACGUACCCGCCGCUGGCACCGCCGGUACCACCGGAACCGCGCCAAACUGGGCCAAAAUCUCGUCCAGAGCCGCCAACGCGUCCGAGAAGAAGGUGUCCUACAGUCACGGACUCGAAUCUACAAGAAAAACCUCACCCCUGUCACACCCGUACAGCCUGCCACCACGCCACACAUACUCUGCCAGCCUGGCACACCGCCACAGAGACUCACACGCCACCUCCAGUCCCGCCACGGGCCACGCGUGCGGGCAGCAGGUCAGCGUGGGGCAGGGAGUGUGGCGGCCGUGGCCUUGAGACUCUGUAGAGUCUAAAGAACUGAAUGAACUGAACUGAACUUAAAGCCGGACGGGUGCAAUAAAAAACUUUAUUUACGCAGUAAAUGAAUAGAAAUUGGAAAUAGAAAUAUAUAUUGAUAUAAUGAUCCUGGAUCAGACAGAUUAGAAAAUAAGAGUAUUUAUUUGAGUGUUCAGACUGCAAAACUGUGUGUAAACAGUGCGUAAAACUGUAUGUAAAUAGUGUACAAACGAGAGCUCGCUAAGAUGUUUAGUAAGAUGUAUUUUUUAUUUUUCUAUUCUUCGCCGACGCGUCCUCUGCUGGUACUGUUUUUUAGUAUCGUAUUUAUCUGUAUUUUGCACAUUAAUUUAUUGAUAUGUCCAUUUUUUGCUGCUGAGCUGUGCACGCGGAAGGCAGAAAUAAACACAAAUA
Molecule: messenger RNA, 1155 nt
Organism: Astyanax mexicanus (Mexican tetra)
Lineage: Eukaryota; Metazoa; Chordata; Actinopteri; Characiformes; Acestrorhamphidae
Gene: her7
Product: hairy and enhancer of split related-7
Exons: 3
Coding region: 37-744 (235 amino acids)
Biological process (GO): regulation of neurogenesis; regulation of transcription by RNA polymerase II; anterior/posterior pattern specification
Cellular component (GO): nucleus
Molecular function (GO): DNA-binding transcription factor activity, RNA polymerase II-specific; protein dimerization activity; RNA polymerase II cis-regulatory region sequence-specific DNA binding
Source: RefSeq, a predicted model, not a curated record